UUUACUGGGCAAACCUCUCACGCUUUGGGGGCUAUUCGUGCCAAAGUAGGUGGCUUGGAUAACGGAGUCUAUAUAAUUCAAGUAGCUGCAUAGGGCAAUUAGAGGUAUAAAUCGCGUAGAUAGUUUUCUUGGAGAGUGACAAUGGACCAAACCUCGCUUAACUAUUCAAACCGGUAACCCAUCGACGGCCAUAACCUCCUAAACAAAUGAUUUGGAUCAAGUAACCGCUGAAAUGCAAGUUAAUAAAUCUCCUUAUUUACCUCUACUAGGGGCGUGGCUUGCACCCAUUAGUGCCUAACGAGGUGACUUGGAUAACGUAGUCUAACUGGUGCAAGUAGCCGGAGAGAUGCAAAUUAAUUAGAGGAACAAUUUGAUUAGAUAGUCCCACUGUUGGCGUGACAGUCGACCAAAAACUGCUUUGGUGUGCAAAUAGUUUAAAUUAUGCAACACUUUCCUACUGGGUCUCAACCAUUAGUGAUUUAUAUUUUCCUACUGUCCACUUGCCUUUGAUCUUGCCAUCUUAGAUGCGUUUGUAUAUGAGUAAGAAAGUAUAUCUCAGACAAACUAAUUUUCGGUCCAAAUUCUAAAAAUUAAAUUUACAGACUCUCGUAUAUGUAUACAUACAAACAUAUUUAUGUGGCUAUGCAUAUGUAUUUCGCUUAAAAACUCACUAUUUUAGAUACAUAUACCAUUCAGGCACUUCUGUCCAUUUAGACACUCGGUCAAUCCCGUCGUGCGCGAGCAAGUCAAUCAGUCAUUUAUUUAUGAGUGGACAAACCACAGCGGCCAGACUAACACCGAAGUCACUCAGUUUUCCAGGCACAAACCAAGCUCAUAAAUAUUCAUACAUAAUAUCAUACAUGCGUACAUAUAUACAUAUGCACAUAUUUGUAUACAUUUUCGGAUUGUGCGAGCACAUGAGCAUCGCGCGCUGAAGCUGUGCGCCCAGUCACUUGUGAACUCACCGAGUUACAACUUCGUUUGAUGUGAAGGCGUCGCAGCUUUUAACUUCGAGGCUUCACUAUAACUUGUUGCUGUAGUUAUUGGCGUUUGGCGUGGAGUUCGGAAAGCCCUGCUUUUGUCUGACGUCAAGGCGAACAAUCACAUACAUAUGUAUGUGUAUGUAAAUAUGUAGUGGAAAGAGUCGAAAAGUCGGUUUAAAAGUGUAGCGCUUUGUUGUUUGCUUCGAGGUGAAGCUCUAAAUUCGACUCUGCAGUGGCUAUACGAUAUCGGCGUUAAACGUUAGUGUGGCAAGUGAGCGAGUGAAUCACGCGCUGUUAUUGGUUUGGUGUGUGAAUUGGCGAAAAUAAUAUUUGAAAGCGCUUUCUUUGUUAUUUGCGUGUAUGAAGUGCCGUCGCGUCAAUGUACGCCUGGCUUUAAAUAAUUUUUGAGCGAAACAAAUAAAGUGACUUAAGUGUUGUGGUAGCGAGAAUCGAAUUUUUGCCGCAGAUUUACAGUGUAAAGUGUUUAAAGUUGCGCAGUGCAGUGUCAAAACGCCAAAAUAAGCUUGCAGUAUCCUCGUGAAAUCUGGAAAGCCACACAUAUCGUGUCAUUACUUUCAAAAUGUGGCAAAUUACUUGAACACCAAAAGCUCUAAAUUCCACAAAAACAAGCAAAUAAGCAACAAGUUGUUUAAAACAACAAAGCAUACAACAUUUAUUAUAUUUUUUUUGCUAAACACAGUUUAGUGUCCAAAGCAACUGUGCGCGCGCUCAAAACCGCUUUUCGCAACUUCGCUCAACUCUCCCAUAAAACAGCGCUCAAAUCGGCGCAUAAACAUCACUCGACAACAGCAACAACCGAGCGGUGCCACAUAGUGCCACAGUGUGGUGGUUUGGUGCUACAAUCUACAUUUCGCAUUAAAUACAUACCUGCUUUGUAUAGCAGUUUUCCUCAUACGAAUUCAUCGAUCGUGAGACGGGUCUUGCGAAUCCUGCGCUCGUCUAUGAUGAGCUAGACUAUCCACAUCUCUAUUCACAGUUCGACGGCGGUGGCGCUAUAACGAUGACCAGCAAUAUCGAUUCCACCCAACCACGUGCMUACGUAGUCAACGCUACCGAUAGCAUUGAUGGUGAGAGCAGGGACUACACACCCGAGCUGGCAGAGGAAGAUGACGAGGAGAAGGUGACACGCUGCGUGCCUGAUUUUCAGUUCUCGCUCGUCGAUUCGGAAUAUGACGAGACGCUGGCGUUUCCCGAYUCCGUGACGAUAUUGUCGAAUGUCGGCGAUAAGCCAGUGCUGGUACARCGCAAAGACACCGACGACGAUGACGAUGAGGAGGAGGGCGCUGGUGCAUUUACGGGACAACCUUCGGAGAUACCAUACAGCUCCAUAUAUGGACCGAGCAUGAAAUUCAAUUCCUUUCAGCGCAAAGUAUUCAUACCCGGCAUGGAGAUACAGGUGCGCAUAAUCGACAACGAACGCAGUGUGACGACGCACUUGUUGAAUCCAAAUUUGUAUACCAUCGAACUGACGCAUGGACCCUUCACGUGGACCAUCAAGCGUCGCUACAAGCAUUUCAAUUCGCUGCAUCAGCAGCUUAGUUUCUUCCGCACCUCACUGAACAUUCCAUUCCCGAUGCGCAGCCACAAGGAGAAGCGUGCCACAAUUAAAAAGGCAGCCAUACAGAUGGCUGAUGAGGCGCGUCUGAAGUCCAUGCAGAUGUCGCAAACCCAGACAACGCUCUGUGAGACGAGUCAGAAAGUGCAAAGUAACGGCAACAGUAAUGCCAUCAAUACCAUGGUACUGGCGAGCACCAGCAAUAGUCCWCURUCAAAUCUGGGUAUAACGGGCAAGCGAAAGAAGAAGGAGAGAAAGCUGCCACGUUUCCCCAAUCGACCCGAAUCGCUUAUAACUGUCGAGUCACUGCCUACGCGUAUCAAGCAAUUGGAGGAYUAUCUGUACAAUCUACUGAACAUCAGCUUGUAUCGAAAUCAUCACGAAACGCUUAACUUCGUUGAAGUCUCAAAUGUCUCCUUUGUGUCCGACCUCGGCAUCAAGGGUAAGGAGGGCGCUAUACAAAAGCGUACCGGCUCCACGCGUCCUGGGCAAGCGGGUUGCAAUUUCUUCGGUUGUUUUCAGCAGAAGUGCUGUGUGCGCUGCAGCUUCUUUUGUUCGGACGUGCUGUACGGCAAAUGGCGUAAUCGUUGGUUUUUCGUCAAAGAGACCUGCUUCGGCUACAUACGUCCCACCGAUGGUGUCAUUAGAUCUGUGAUAUUAUUCGAUCAGGGUUUCGACGUCUCCACUGGUAUCUAUCAAACCGGCAUGCGUAAGGGUCUGCAGGUGCUCACCAAUAAUCGUCACAUUAUACUCAAGUGCUGGACGCGUCGUAAGUGCAAAGAGUGGAUGCUAUACCUCAAGCAGACCGCAAAUAGUUAUGCGCGCGACUUUACCUAUCCCAACCCGCAUAUGUCGUAUGCGCCGGUGCGUUCUGGUAUACAAGCGAGUUGGCAUGUCGACGGUUCUACUUAUAUGGGUGCCAUAGCGGAUGCGCUUGAAGAGGCAAAAGAGGAGAUCUACAUCGCUGAUUGGUGGUUGAGUCCGGAGAUUUAUAUGAAACGGCCAGCGGUGGAUGGCGAUUACUGGCGCUUGGAUAAGAUACUACAUCGUAAAGCGUCACAGGGCAUCAAGGUGUUCGUGCUACUCUACAAAGAGGUCGAAAUGGCUUUGGGCAUUAAUAGUUACUACAGCAAACAGAGGCUUUCACACGAGAAUAUAAGGGUGCUCCGACAUCCAGAUCAUGCGCGCGCUGGCGUGUUCUUCUGGGCUCAUCAUGAAAAGAUUGUUGUGGUCGAUCAGACUUACGCUUUCAUCGGUGGUCUCGAUCUCUGUUAUGGCCGUUGGGACGACUAUCGACAUCGUCUGACUGACCUUGGUAGCAUAUCCACGGCCUCUGCUUCGGGCAGCACACGACGUUUAGGCAGUUUCUUUGCUAAGGACGAUGCGGACUCUGCCUUUGGUUCGCAGAAGUCCUCACGUAAAUGUGCGAAUGUAAAUAGCGACCUACAGAAAAGCGAAAAAUUAAGCGCAAACAUCAAAGAAACCCAAUUUGAAGAGGUCGAGCUACGCACACUGGCGCCAGGCGAUAAACUUGUGAUACCUGAAUUGCUUUCACCGCCCACAAGCGAACAGAUCGCCAUCGAAGGCAUGAAAUUAAAUACACCCGAAAUGGAGCGUAAAAAUGUUUUGGAGAAAAUCACCACGAAUGCGAUGCGUAAGGGCAAAGACUUGGUGAGUCGAYUAACAAUGACCGAACACGAGCGCAGCGSAAGUGAUAAAUCACCUGAUGUGCUGAGAGAUCCCAAACAGCUGGUGUUCACCAUUGAUGAGGUGGAAACUGGWCGCUUGGGUGGUCUAGAGGAUCCCACGCCGUUCCAAACGCAAAUCCUGAACGAUUACUAUGGUCAAGCYAAGUAUUGGUUCGGCAAGGACUACUCCAACUUCAUACUYAAAGACUGGAUGAACUUAGAUGCGCCGCUCGUCGACAUCAUAGAUCGCUCGACAACACCACGUAUGCCUUGGCAUGAUGUGGGCGUGUGUUURGUGGGUGCAGCGGCGCGCGAUGUGGCGCGUCACUUCAUACAACGYUGGAAUGCUGUGAAGCUGGAGAAGAUGCGUGAUAAUGCCAACUUUCCAUAUUUAAUGCCAAAGAGUUACAACAACAUCAGCCUGAAUCCAAAUAUUACCUUGAAGCGUCAGAAUCGUGUUACGUGUCAGCUGCUGCGCAGCGCUUCUUCAUGGAGCUGCGGCUUCAUCGAGCAGGAUUUGGUUGAGCAGAGCAUACAUGAUGCUUACAUACAAACAAUAACGAAGGCGCAGCAUUUCAUCUACAUUGAAAAUCAAUUCUUCAUCACAAUGCARUUGGGCGCGACGGGCGCGUAUGGCAAUGUGCGCAAUCAGAUUGGUGAAACGCUGUUCAAGCGUAUCGUGCGCGCGCAUAAAGAGCGUAAGACGUUCCGUGUAUUCGUGAUCAUACCGCUACUGCCUGGCUUUGAGGGCGAUGUUGGSGGCAGCACUGGCAAUGCGGUGCGCGCCAUCACGCAUUGGAACUACGCAUCGAUAUCACGCGGUCGCUCKGGCAUACUCACACGCCUGCAGGAGGUCGGCAUAAAAGAUCCCGGUGAAUACAUCUCCUUCCACAGUCUACGCACAAAUUCACAGCUCAACAAUAAUCCCAUCACCGAGCUUAUCUAUGUUCACUCCAAGCUCUUAAUCGCAGACGAUCGCGUAGUUAUAUGUGGCUCGGCAAAUAUCAACGAUCGUUCCAUGAUCGGCAAACGUGAUUCGGAAAUUGCAGCGAUCAUUACCGACGAAGAGUUUGAAGAUGGACGCAUGAAUGGUAAAAAGUAUCCGAGCGGCGUGUUCGCUGGACGGCUGCGCAAAUUUCUAUUUAAAGAGCAUUUAGGCUUACUCGAUCCAGACGCGGAUCGUAUGCCAAUCGAUGUCACGGACCCGGUGAUAGAUCAGUUUUGGAAUGGYAUGUGGCGACGUACGGCAACACGCAAUACUGAGCUUUACGAAGAGAUCUUCAAAUGUCUGCCAACGGAUAAGGUGAAAUCGUAUGCAGAUYUGCGAAAAUAUCAGGAGGAACCGCCGCUGUGUAAGUCCGAUCCGGAAAUGGCUAUGAAGCGGGUGGCGAAUAUACAGGGUUUCCUAGUCAACUUGCCAUUGGACUUCCUCAACAAAGAGGUGCUAAAACCGCCUGGCACCAGCAAAGAGGGACUCAUUCCGACCGCCGUGUGGACGUAGUCUCAGRCCUGCAUUUACGCUGUUAAAAACUUGCUACAAUGUAUUUAUUACUACUAUUAUUAUAAUUUUAACCAUUUUUGUUACAAUUACUUCCAUUAUUAUUUUUAUUAAGCUAAUUUUAUUAUUGCCACAACUAUAAUUAAGAAGCGUAAAAAAUUGUAAAGUUUAAAGUGCUUUAUUAGCAUGUAAGUGUAGGGUAAGCUUAGCUUAGYUUAAGUGACUUUAUUAGUUUAACGUUUCAAUGGACAAUAGAUCUGCAAUUUUAAUUUAGACUAGCUUAGCGAUUACACCUAUUUUUUCGACAGUAUUUUAGUUUCGAAGACAUUUUACGAACGUCUUCUCCACUGUAUACUACUUGUCAUAGAUUUUAAUAAACUAUUUUUAAUAGAAAAUCAAAAUAAAAUAUCUAAGAUAUGUCAA
Bactrocera latifrons is the source of this 6168-nucleotide messenger RNA. RefSeq names its product phospholipase D2 (gene Pld). The record is from RefSeq and is a predicted model, not a curated record. Bases 2005 to 5748 code for a protein of 1247 amino acids. Gene Ontology annotation, biological process: cell motility; intracellular signal transduction; phosphatidic acid biosynthetic process. NCBI's taxonomy places the organism in Eukaryota, Metazoa, Arthropoda, Insecta, Diptera, Tephritidae. Gene Ontology annotation, molecular function: phosphatidylinositol binding; D-type glycerophospholipase activity. The transcript is spliced from 10 exons.